This is a messenger RNA of Astrephomene gubernaculifera, 1813 nucleotides long. NCBI's taxonomy places the organism in Eukaryota, Viridiplantae, Chlorophyta, Chlorophyceae, Chlamydomonadales, Astrephomenaceae. The record is from the annotation of a GenBank genome assembly.
GAUCUAAAAAUGGCGUUCACCAUGCGUAGCCUGGCUGCCAAGCCACAGGUCCAGCGGGCCGCUGGAGCUCGCGCUGGCCGCACCCUGACGGUGCGCGUCCAGGCCUAUGGCAUGAAGGCCGAGUACAUUUGGGCCGAUGGUAACGAGGGCCGCCCUGAGAAGGGCAUGAUCUUCAACGAGAUGCGCUCCAAGACCAAGGUGUUCGACGAGCCGCUCGGCCUGGACGCCGCCGAGUACCCCGACUGGUCCUUCGACGGCUCCUCCACCGGCCAGGCAGCGGGCAACAACUCCGACUGCAUCCUCAGGCCCGUGCGUGUGAUCUCCGACCCCAUCCGCGGCGGCCCGCACGUGCUGGUGAUGUGCGAGGUGUUCGCCCCCGACGGCACCCCGCACCCCACCAACACCCGCGCCAAGCUGCGCGACAUCAUCGACGACAAGGUGCUGGCUGAGGACUGCUGGUAUGGGCUGGAGCAGGAGUACACCAUGCUGCAGAAGACCACCGGCCAGAUCUACGGCUGGCCCGCGGGAGGCUUCCCCGCGCCGCAGGGCCCCUUCUACUGCGGUGUGGGCGCCGAGUCGGCGUUCGGCCGCCCGCUGGCCGAGGCGCACAUGGAGGCGUGCAUGAAGGCCGGCCUCAAGAUCUCGGGCAUCAACGCCGAGGUGAUGCCGGGCCAGUGGGAGUACCAGAUCGGCCCCGUGGGCCCCCUGGCGCUGGGCGACGAGGUGAUGCUGUCGCGCUGGCUGCUGCACCGUCUGGGAGAGGACUUUGGCAUCGUGGCCACCUUCAACCCCAAGCCCGUGCGCACCGGCGACUGGAACGGCACCGGCGCGCACACCAACUUCUCCACCGCCUCCAUGCGUGUGCCCGGCGGCAUGAAGGUGAUUGAGGAGGCGGUUGAGAAGCUGUCCAAGACGCACAUCGAGCACAUCACCCAGUACGGCCUGGGCAACGAGGCGCGCCUGACCGGCAAGCACGAGACCUGCGACAUCAACACCUUCAAGCACGGCGUGGCUGACCGCGGCUCCUCCAUCCGCAUCCCGCUGCCUGUCAUGCUCAAGGGCUACGGCUACCUGGAGGACCGCCGCCCCGCCGCCAACGUCGACCCGUACACCGUGGCGCGCCUGCUCAUCAAGACCGUGCUCAAGGGCUAAACGUGCUGGCCACGCGCGGUUGCGGCUGGAAGGACGUCUAUGCGUUGUUGUUCCUCGCCUUGGUGGAUGAAGUUAGUUAGUCUGAGAGCCUUGAGAGUGAUCCUCUGGAAGCUGCACCUACAGCCGCACGUCAUGCAUGUCAUGGAGGGCUUGGGUGCGUGCGGUGGUAGAGGUGCGGCGGUUUUGUUGCUGGAGGGUCAAGGAGGGUGCUAAAAAGCUGACCACACGCUCACAAAGUGAAGUGCUCACGAGUGGGCGUGGACAGGGGUCAGCACGGCACCGGCGCGAGGAGAGAUUUGCGUUUGGUAGAGAUGGGUAGUGAGGAGGAGAGGAGAAUGGUUUGGAGUGGGGUGCCGGGUAUCGAGUGCGUUCGUAGGGGCACGAGGAGGUGGUGCGACAGGAUUUGCUUGCUACUGCUUGAAUUUCCCCUUCUUGCGUUGACACCUGUGUAGUCUGGCCCUGAGAGAAGGGCAUACGCGGGUAUCGCUCAACGUCGCUGUUUCCCUUGUUGCUAGAGAGCUGCGUGCAUCAGAACACUUGGUCGUGCCUUCCGUUGUAUGAACACUGGAAAAGGAUUUUGUCUGGAGGUCUUGACUCGCUGCUUGCUACGUCCUGCUCGCUGGCCCGCACGCCUUCCCUGUGUAACCUCCCCUCACGUCCA